CUGAAGAAUGACUCCAUGGGCCUGCGGCUGGCCAAGGUGGAUGCGAUGGAGGAGACAGACCUGAGCGCCGAGUUCGGCGUCACAGGGUACCCGGUGCUGAAGCUCUUCCGAGACGGGAAUCGCACUCACCCCAUAGACUUCACAGGGCAGCGGGACGCCGAGGGCAUUGUGCGGUGGAUGCGGCGGAAGGCCGGCCCCAGCACAGAGCUGCUGCAGGACGAGGCCAGCGCCCAGGAGUUCAUUGCCUCCCAGGACGUCGUUGUCAUCGGGUUCUUUAAGGACCUGCAGAGCAAAGCUGCCCAGGGCUUUUAUGAAGUUGCCAGUGAUGCCGUGGAUGUGACCUUCGGGGUCUCCAACAGGACGGAGCUCUUCCAGAAAUACAGCGUCACCCCCGACACCGUCUGCCUCUUCAAGAAGUUUGAUGAGAAGCGGGCGGAUUUCCCACUGGACGCGGAGCUGGGCCUGAACAAGGAAGAGCUCUCCCGCUUCAUUGUCCUGCACAGCCUGGAGCUGGUGAUGGAGUUCACCAGUCAGAACUCUCCAAAGAUAUUCGGGGCAAAAAUCCUCAACCACCUGCUGCUGUUUAUUAACAAGACCCUGGAGCCCCACUUGGAGAUCCUGGGCAGCUUCCGGGCUGCUGCACCCCCGUUCAGGGGCCAGGUUCUCUUCGUGCUCAUCGAUGUGAAUGGGGAAGGUGCCCAAGUGCUGCAGUACUUCGGCCUCAAGAGCCACGAGGCCCCCACCAUGCGCUUCAUCAACACCGAGACCAACAGGAAGUACCGCAUGGCCACGGACGAGUUCACCACCCAGGCCGUGGGCUCCUUUGCCCAGGCUGUGCUCGACGGCAAGGUCCAGCCCCAUCUCAUGAGCGAGGAGGUCCCUGAGGACUGGGAUAAGCAUCCAGUUAAAGUCCUUGUGGGCAAGAACUUUGAGCAAGUGGCUUACGACGAGACCAAGAAUGUUUUUGUGAAGUUCUAUGCCCCCUGGUGCACACAUUGCAAGGAGUUGGCACCUGUCUGGGAGGAGCUGGGUGAGAAGUAUAAAAAUCAUGAGAACAUCAUCAUCGCCAAGCUGGAUGCAACAGCCAACGAGAUCAUGAAUCUCACCAUCCGUGGCUACCCUACGCUGCACUAUUUCCCUGCCGGGCCAGACAGGAAGAUGAUUGAGUACAAGAGCGCCAGAGACCUGGAGACCUUCUCCAAGUUCCUGGAGAACGGUGGGAUGCUGCCUGUGGAGGAGACACCGCCUGUGGUUCCUGAGAGCCCAGAGGAGCCCAAGGAUACAAAUGGGACACGCCCGGCGGAUGCCCCUGAAAGCAGAGACGAGUUAUGAGCCCUGCCCUGCACCCAUCCCUGGGACCCCUGAGAGCAUGCACCUGGGGCACGGACUGAGCCUGCAUUGGGCUGGCCUGGUCUCUCGGGCCCUGCUUCGGGCAGCAGCUGCUCUCCAAACGGUGGCAAGGCCUAUGGUGGGCGCAGCCUGGCACCUCCUCCUUUUGCAGAGCAUCCCCAGCUGGGAACAGGGCCAUCCGCCAUGCCCCCCACAUGCUCCCAGCCUCCACCCCAUCCUGCAGCACUGAUGACCCAGAAGCCAGGCCCAGCACGCUGAGCUUCGCCCACAGCUCCCCCAGGCAGCG
Messenger RNA from Mauremys reevesii (Reeves's turtle), 1636 nucleotides. It is a transcript of the gene PDIA2, whose product is annotated as protein disulfide isomerase family A member 2. Gene Ontology annotation, molecular function: protein disulfide isomerase activity. The transcript has 10 exons. Lineage: Eukaryota; Metazoa; Chordata; Testudines; Geoemydidae. Gene Ontology annotation, biological process: protein folding; response to endoplasmic reticulum stress. Gene Ontology annotation, cellular component: endoplasmic reticulum. Bases 16 to 1332 code for a protein of 438 amino acids. The record is from RefSeq and is a predicted model, not a curated record.